Messenger RNA from Alternaria incomplexa, 1410 nucleotides. RefSeq lists its product as uncharacterized. Gene Ontology annotation, cellular component: nucleus; cytoplasm. The record is from RefSeq and is a predicted model, not a curated record. Bases 1 to 1410 code for a protein of 469 amino acids. Gene Ontology annotation, molecular function: protein binding. NCBI's taxonomy places the organism in Eukaryota, Fungi, Ascomycota, Dothideomycetes, Pleosporales, Pleosporaceae. The transcript is spliced from 2 exons.
AUGCGGUUCGCCCACGUCGAGGUGCCUGCCGAGGUUGUCGGUAUCAUUGCACACCAUCUGUUCUGCCUCGAGGGCAUGCAGGAAACGUGGAAGCUGCGUCUCGUCUGCACCACUUUUGCGAGCGCGAUAAAAGACGACAUACUUCUUUACCAGACGGAAGAAUUACGGUACGCGAAGGGGCGCUGGUGCAGUAGCAUUAUGUCGCAUUUAAUGCCAGAAUGGCUCUACUAUCGGGUCAAGAAGCCUGUCGACAGCAUGAGCAGCUUGUCGGCCAACAUCUUGGGCAUACACUCAUACAUUUGUCAAGAGCUGAACAUUGCCAACGCCAAGAAGGAGAAAAAGCUUCUCGAUGUAUGCGCCGCAAUGGCACAAACGAUAACCUUCCCUGACCUCUCCUACGCUAUACGGUACCCAUAUCCUUCAAAGAGCUCUUGCGAUUUACAUCAUCAAUGGUGCGAAACCGCCUUUUCUUCAGGGCUCACAACCGAGGAGAAGGUUGCCGCGGCGACAGCGCUUGGUGACUACGAGAUGCGCGAAGAUCUACUACCACAACUCAGAGAACACGACAUGGCGAUUCGACGUAUGAGUCCGCUUCUUGCAGCAGUCAUAACAGACGAUCAAGCAUCCCUACAACUGAUCCUGGAUCAUGCAGAAAGCCGGCAGGGAAAGAGUACUCUUGAGAGUCUCUACAUACCUUAUGCUUUCAGGCUCGCGAUACACCAACACUCUGCCGGUACUGUCGGUCGACUGACAGAGUUUCUGAAGAGGUCAUACCAUGAUCACAAGAAAGACGUGUACGUGCAGAGUCUGCGAGAAGCCGUGAAAUUCGUCCAGCCUCCAAACGCGGAGAUAGUACGCCAGAUAGUGCUACAUUCUCCAUAUGGACCGAAAGUCACCGCAGACGUCUUUCUUUAUGCUUGCAAAGCCCAUAGCCUAGACAUUGUCAAAGUCCUGCUAUCAGAAGGACAAGUAGACGUCAACGAGGGUUCCGCGCAAACCCUCCCACUCCAUGUCGCCAUCAAGACCACGGACGACGACACUGCUAUUAUCAGAGCAGUUCUUGAUGCUGGCGCCGACAUCAACAAGACGGACUACCUGACUACCAAGCCGAAAAAGUACUGUGGGGCACCAGCCCAGAAUGAAAGUCCGCUGGAGUUCGCCGCCGCUCACCCGAUGGCUGCAGUCAAGUAUCUUCUUCAGCGAGGCGCUGUCGUGCGUCACGUCGACCUUUGGUACACGAUAUCAGAACCAGAGCCGUACAACGCUUUGCGAGACGCCAGGAUGAAGCAGAGUGGAGAUAAGGUCCCGACGUUCAUGGAGAGUCAGAACAGAAUGGAGCAGGACCAGGAGGCAUAUCUGCAGAGCGAGGAGGAUAGACUUGAGAAGUUGCGACGCAAGCAUCGUAUUUGA